This is a messenger RNA of Ostrinia furnacalis (Asian corn borer), 3350 nucleotides long. RefSeq lists its product as uncharacterized. NCBI's taxonomy places the organism in Eukaryota, Metazoa, Arthropoda, Insecta, Lepidoptera, Crambidae. The record is from RefSeq and is a predicted model, not a curated record. The transcript has a single exon. The coding region runs from base 880 to 1917 and encodes 345 amino acids.
UAUCCGGUAUUUGCAUCCCUUAUUGCUACCCUGGCCGCCCAUCCCGCCAUGUCAGCAGUUUGGGAUCCAAAGCCAUGUCUCUCAGCCUUUCGAGUAGUCAGUCCGUGCUCAGAUCCCAUAGUCGGCGGUUGCUCCGAGAUAAUUAAUCCGAAUUCAAGUUCUAAUUAAAAGAAGUUUUUUUUAAAAAGCUAAUUUCAAUUCCCCGCGUAACAUUUUGGUGGCAGCGGUGGGAUCCGGAAAUCUCCAGUGCCCAAGCACCGCCCCACGGACUCGCUCCGGAUUCCUAUCCUGAAAUAAAUAAAAACGUUAUCCUUGAAAACUUACCUUGUGCCAGUGAACGUGACAAGUGUAACAAAAAACUUACCGUGAUAUCGUCGAAGUGCCGUGCUACAAGUCCUACCUAGAACCUUCAGAAGAUCGUUUUGUGCUCAAAGAAGAAUCCAACUGCAUCGUGACCCGUGAACCGCAAUCCUUUACCUGUUCUACGAAGUUCUCCAAGCUCCAAGCUGCAAAAAGAAAAUCCUAGUGAAACUUACCUUUUUCCGUCGUGCUCCGCCGUGACUGCUCGCCGUGUCCUUGAACCUGCAAAUAAAAAUCCAAGCCAUCACUCAAGUUAUUCGAAGACCCGUGACCUCGAGCCGCAGUGCGCUUAUCGCUCAGGAAUGUUCCCGGUCGCCGCCGUCGUGUUCUUAUCGGUCGCCCACGCAGUCUUCAUACUGUAAGUCUUUGGUCAUUGUCUAGACUAAGUUUAAAUCAGAGUUCAGUUCUUUUUAUUGAUAAAUUUAUUUUGUUAGACGUAUUAUAAAUUGUUUACUGUAAAUGUCACCCGAUAUUUAACAGCUGCAUCUGCAUUUCUUGAGUUCGUGUUUUAAAUUAAUUAUGCGUAAAGGCUCAAAACCCGAAGACGAAAAACUUACUAUCGAGAUUCCUGAUACGGAACCUACUUUAAGUAGUUCAGACGUGAAAUCGCCACUGGUUUCCCCUCGCGUGACAAGAAAAACAGCUGCAGCUCUCGCAAUCACAAUGUCCGAACUAGAGUUAAACAUACUCUUCAAAUUUAUCAAACCCUAUGACGGAAGUAGAGAAACUCUUAAUUCAUUCCUUGUUAAUUGUGACAAUGCUUUCGGGCUCGCGUCGGACGCACAAAAAUCCAUUCUGUUUAAAUUUAUCCUAAGUCAGCUGCAUGGUAAAGCAGAGAUUGCCUGCUCAAUAAAAGAAUUCACAUCUUGGGACCAACUGAAAGAGUUUUUAAAGACUCAGUUUAGUGAACGAAAACACUAUUCCCAUCUAUUAACGGAAUUACAAGAGAACAAACAAGGUCCUCAGGACACUGUUAGCCAGUAUGCCCUCCGCACCGAGACCUGCCUCUCACAACUUUUGACCGAAAUAUCGUUGUCCAACAUCAAGGCCAAGGAAUUAGCCGGCCGCACCGCGGCUAUGGAAGACCUUGCCCUGCACCACUUUGUAAUGGGACUUCAUCCCCGAAUCUCCAAUAUCAUUAGAUGCAAAUCUCCUAAAUCACUAAAUGAGGCCAUCAAUUACGCUAUUUCAGAAGAGCGUAUCCAACAAACGCUGUACAGGCGUCCACAAUCGGAUCAAAAGCCAAACAAUAAUAAUACUAAUAACAGGUUUAGGGCCGGGCCUUCCAAACCAAAUCAAAAUUCAUCUUUUUCCUCACAAAGACCUUCCAACCCCUCAUCACAAGGGGCCUCCAACGUUGUCUGUCGUUAUUGCAAAAUACCUGGUCACGACAUCUCGGUGUGCAGGAAACGCGAAUAUAAUAAUAACCGUUUCAAGGUCCAUCAGAACCCCACUCAUAACACUCAUCAAUCCCCACGUGUGAAUUUUCUCGAACAACCUGAAGAGGAGGAUGGCCAUGACGAAGCCACCUCCUUGGUUGAGCCUUUAAACGAAUAGUGGGCUCGCGGCGGUGUCUCGCGAGACCCAGUCUCACAAAUCCAAUCCAGCCAUAUGCAUCGAAUGACACCGUUUCCAAAUCCAGGGACCACACGGGUAACCAGCCCCCAACAAGCGCCCUAUCCUCUAAAUCCAGGUACCACUCGGGUAACCAGCCCCAAACUAACGAUCAAAUCAUUUCAUCAACAAAUCCUGUUAAUUCCAAAAAUCCUAAAAUCCCUAUCGUAUCCACAGAAAUCAGUAAAGUAUACGAAGUAAACAUAGACACAACUAAAAGAUUGUUACCGCAUGUGCUACUAGAUUCACAAGCCUCAGACAUCCCAUUAUCCUUGUUGGUCGACUCCGGUUCUGCUAUAUGUUUAGUAAAAGAUUCCAGUAUACGAAAGAAUCUUAAACUCGUCAAAGAAUCAAUUAAACUCAAGGGUAUAGAUUCCCACGAUGAACCAACCCAGACUGAAGGUCAUUUUCAACUCAAACUAAAUGUAACAGAUAAUAAAUCCUUGUCAUUCAAAUUCCAUGUUGUUAAAAACAUAAAUUUGCCCUAUGAUGGCAUCAUAGGUUCAGAUUUUCUCACCACCUUUGGUUGCAAAAUCGAUUAUACUCAUGAUAUAUUAAAAGUAGGCAAAUUCGACAUAAAAUUACACUUUUCAGAGCCCUUUUAUGUUAUUCCACCUCGCACAGAAGCAGUCAUAGAGUGUUCAAUCCAGAAAACCAACCUCAAGGAGGGUAUUAUCAUAGACCAACAUCUGUCCGAUGAUAUUCUGAUAUCCAAUUGUAUUGUUAAAAUAAAAGACAAUAACCGUGUCAAUCUAACUAUUGCCAAUACUUCAGAGACCUUCGCGAAUGUCAAAACUAACCUUAAUCUUCAUGUGGAACCAUUACACACCUCUGCAUAUCCAGUUAACACAAGCAUACAAACCACAUCCAAGCGAACAGAACAAGUCCUUAACUCACUCAGAACAUCUCAUCUGAACCAAGAAGAGAGAGAUGCUCUCAUAGACAUCUGCUCACAAUACUCUGAUAUCUUUCAUCUGCCCGAUGACCAGCUUACAUUUACGUCUGCCCUCAGUCACCAAAUCAAAACAAACAGCGACAUCCCCAUUCAUACCAAGUCGUACAGAUUCCCAGAAUACCACAAAAAGGAAGUGGAGACUCAGAUUGGUAAAAUGCUUGACCAGGGAAUCAUUGAACCUUCAUCUUCCCCUUGGAGUUCACCGAUUUGGGUAGUGCCCAAAAAGAUGGACUCCCUAGGGCAACGCAAAUGGCGAAUCGUUAUUGAUUACCGGAAGCUUAACGACAUAACAGUCGGCGAAACUUACCCAAUCCCUCAAAUAUCCGAAAUCCUCGACCAGCUGGGAAACAGUAAAUAUUUCACCACAUUAGAUCUCACUUCCGGAUUUCAUCAAAUCCUUAUCUCCCCAGAGGACGCCCCU